Molecule: messenger RNA, 3952 nt
Organism: Pundamilia nyererei
Lineage: Eukaryota; Metazoa; Chordata; Actinopteri; Cichliformes; Cichlidae
Product: RAS guanyl-releasing protein 2
Exons: 17
Coding region: 494-2290 (598 amino acids)
Biological process (GO): Ras protein signal transduction
Cellular component (GO): plasma membrane
Molecular function (GO): calcium ion binding; guanyl-nucleotide exchange factor activity
Source: RefSeq, a predicted model, not a curated record
GCGGUGUUGCAGUCAUACUACCAAUAGGCGGGACUGUGGCUCUGCAGUGUGUUUGAGCUGCACAGCUGGAACACUAGAAGACUGGCACGCGUUCCAGCUGCGAGCAGAUAACUGAGCUCGGCUGCCUCCGCUGCACCAACACGCAUCACAUCCACAACGUGCUUCCGAGUGCGCCACUCGAGAACUUGAAGACAGCCGCAUGGCCCGUUCACAGCAGCAGCAUUAACCCCCCGAGGUCGGACCCCAGUUGUUUAUCAUCUGAUGACUUCUUGCGGGCUCCCAUCUUUGCCGACUCACUCGGUCGCCGAACCGACUUUGUGAGUUCGACAGUGUUACGGUGAUGUAACGCUUCCCAUAUCAGAGCUCACUCCACAACUGUUGUCACUCCAGCCUCUCCUCUCAGAGCAUGGGACGCUUCAAACUCUAAAGUGAGAGCCAACAGAUUCAAACCACAGAGAGGUAAACGAGGGGGAAAACCGAGAGGACAGCUACGAUGGAGUCCAUAUUAUCGGAACAGUCUGCCACUGUGGACGAGCUGGUGGAAGCCUGCAUCAAAGCUUUUGAUGAGAAGGGCACUUUGAAGGAUGCAUCCUUGGUCCGCAUGUUCCUCAUGAUGCACCCUUGGUAUAUCCCUUCAACUGACCUGGCCAAGAAGCUUGUGCUGAAAUCUCAAGAGGAUGGCUGCACCGAUGAGCGCCGAACAAAAAUAUGCCACCUCGUCAAGUACUGGAUUUCUGAGUUUCCCGCAGAGUUCAAUCUGAACCCGGAGCUGGCAGACCAGAUCAAAGACUAUAAAGACCUCUUGACCACUGAGGGCAAUGAGAGGCAGAGUCAGCUCAUUGACUUGGACAGCGUGCCGUCAUAUAAAUGGAAGCGGCAGGUGACCCAGCGUGUCCCAUCUGUGUCCAAAAAGAGGAAAAUGUCCCUGCUGUUUGAUCACCUCGACUCCUGUGAACUGGCUGAACACCUGACCUAUCUGGAAUACAAAUCCUUCUGCAAGAUCCUGUUUCAGGACUACCACAGCUUUGUGAUGCAUGGCUGCACGGUGGAUAACCCCAUCUUAGAGCGCUUCAUCACGCUCUUUAACAGCGUCUCACAAUGGAUCCAGCUUAUGGUGCUCAGCAAGCCCACCGCCCCGCAGAGAGCUGCUGUUAUCUCCCAUUUCAUCCGAGUGGCACAGAAGCUGCUACAGUUGCAGAACUUCAAUACACUCAUGGCGGUAGUGGGCGGCCUCAGCAACAGCUCCAUCUCUCGUCUCAAAGACACGCAGGCCCACAUCAGUGCAGAGACCAACAAGGUUUUUAACAACUUAAUUGAACUGGUGACAUCAUGUGGCAACUACAGUCAGUACCGCAAGCGUUUUUCUGAAUGCUCCGGCUUCCGGUUCCCAAUUCUUGGCGUGCACCUGAAAGACCUGAUAGCCGUGCAUGUGGCACUGCCAGACUGGGCCGACAAAGAGAAGACACGAGUCAACCUGGCAAAAACCCAGCAGCUGUACGCUAUCCUUCAAGAGCUGGCGCUCAUCCAGGCCACGCCACCUAACGUCGAUGCCAACACAGACCUGCUCAACUUACUUACAGUGUCUCUGGACCAAUACCACACAGAAGAGGAGAUCUAUCAGAUGUCUUUACAGAGGGAACCACGCAAGCCAGUGCAGAACUCCAGCCCUGCCCCCGCACCUGAUCCCAAGCCCAGUAUGAUUGAUGAGUGGGCCGUUUCAGUGAAGCCCAGCGCUGACCCCACGAUCAUCAAGAAACACAUAGAGAAGAUGGUGGAAUCAGUCUUCAAGAACUUUGACACAGAUGGCGAUGGCAACAUCUCCAGGGAUGAAUUUGAAGCAAUCAGGAACAACUUUCCAUACCUCAGCAAGUUUGGAGAACUGGACAAGAACCAAGACGGGAAGAUCAGCAGGGAGGAGAUGAUAGACUACUUUAUGAAAGCCAGCUCUCUGCUGAACUGCAAGAUGGGUUUCAUCCACACUUUUACUGAGACCACCUAUGUCAAGCCAACGUUCUGUGAACACUGUGCUGGCUUUAUCUGGGGAUUUUACAAGCAAGGCUACAAAUGUAAAGCCUGCGGGGUCAACUGCCAUAAGGCCUGCCGAAGCCGGCUGGCUGUUGAGUGCCGGAAGAGGACCAAGAGCAUCAGCCAUGAAGCGCCGCCAGCUCUCCAGGCCAGAUCCUACAGCUUCCCUCCUCCUGCUAACACCCCACCCAGCCUGCAGAACACUGUAAUUGCUGAGGAGGAUAUAGAGGCAGUGGAGGAAGGAGUAUUUGAUGUCCAUCUAUAACCAGAAUCCCUCCUACGGUCGGUGUUCGAGAAGCCAAAUCAGCCCCUUUCGAGAGCGAGGCGGAGAAUGUGCUACAGUGUGUCAGAUUUACAACCCGCAGCGCUGAGGAGAAAUUGCACUGAACACGAUCCAGGAUACCUACAUGCUGCCACACGGUGGACACACGCUGCAGCAGCACUCCUCUCUGCCCGACUCACAGGAAUGUGACGACCAGUGUGAACCGAAUGUCUCUGUAUGAUUUCUAUGAAAAAAAAAAAGAUGUGCAUUUUGAUUCUGUGUCGGCCACGAGUGUUACUGUAAAAUACUUACUAAAUACUUACUCUUUCGCUCUCUCUAUAUAUCUAUAUCUAUAUCUAUUUAAAAGAAAAUCCACAAAAUUGUAUUUUCUUGGUGAAAUGUUCACGUCAGUGGAGUUUGUAAAUUUGAGCACACUGCAGAUUGGCGCAGUUGUCUUUUCUUUAAAACAUAAAAGAGGUGCUGUUAUUGCCAAGAAUGUAAAGCUGCCACCCAGACUAAGCUACAGUCUCCUUUAAGUGGGAAGCUCAACUUUUUUCCCCCCCUCUCCUUUUGUUUGUUGUUUUGAAAUACAUUUCAGCGGACCAAUAAUAGGACCAAUUUUGAUGUCAGAUAAAAUAUUUGUGGUGCCCGUCUGAAGUGCGAUGACAACGGCAGCAAAGGAAACAGCUGAAAGAACCGUGGCGACGGCUGUAAUUGGGAUGGACUUUAAUUAAUGUUCUGUUCUUCGUCACGUUUACCUGAAUAUCAGUAACUAUAGUUAUUGCGGUUGGUGUUAUUUUCAGUAUAGAGUACUGUCUUGUACCAGUGCAGUGACAGAUGACCCAUCCUCCUGCAGUACUGUGAAUGUAGCAGAAACAGGAAUGCUGCUGUCACAUGAAGAAGCCCAUUUUUCUUUCCCAGUAAAUGCGUUGAGAGCAUUAAAGAAAAAAUAAAUGAAAUAAUCAAAAGAACAAGAUUAGAACUGGAGCCGUUUUUAUUUGACAGCAGCUUCUAAAAACAUUUUCCUGAGAAGUUUCCAUGCAAGUUGUAUUUUCGCUGUUUAUAAUCUGCAUGCUUCUUCCUUCUUCCUCGUAUUCUCCUGACAGAUAUUUUUUUUCUAUUUUUAAAUUUGUAAUUGUGUUUUUUUUUACGUAGCACGCCAACUUUUCGUUUAUUUAGCAAGUAUGAUGUCUUGAAAUUCCACACAGAGGAAAUGUUUCUGUCUCUUGGUGCCUGUGGAGAGAUGACUUCAGACUUUGAGUGGCGUUUGCUUCAACUGCCAGUUUGUCGCUGAAUGAGGCUCCUCAGUUUGCUGGUAUUUAUUUUUUUGGUAAAAAAAACAAAGAAAAAAACGAAUAUGCCUGUCCUGUGCCACUCCUUGCCUGACGAUUGGAUGUUUGCUGUUAUUCGGAACGAUGUCAUGCUAUUCCUCGUGGUCUGUUUCUACAUGAUUCCUCAGUAUUAAAUGCAGCAGGCAUCUUUCUAAUAUGUGUUCUUGUUAUGAGAUUCUGUGACUAAUAAUAAGAAUAAUGAUACUAACAGUAAAAUUUGUCUUGCUUUAGUCCUCUUUUCACUUUGUAUGCUGAAUCAAAGGUGUAUUCACAUAAAUCUUUCUCUUCUUUUACUUGAGCAGGGAACACUUUAAAUUAAAGAUGGUUGAUUUUA